Molecule: messenger RNA, 1203 nt
Organism: Tuber melanosporum (Perigord truffle)
Lineage: Eukaryota; Fungi; Ascomycota; Pezizomycetes; Pezizales; Tuberaceae
Exons: 3
Coding region: 1-1203 (400 amino acids)
Source: RefSeq, a predicted model, not a curated record
AUGACCACCCAAUUAUCUACGGCAGCAAUUGCUAUAUUCUUCAAAAGCUACAACUCUCCAUAUUACACUUACGACCCUACACUCGCGGUCGAUGAUGAAUUUUUACGACUACAGCACGAACAGCAGUGGGGACCCGAGGAGGUGCAGGAGCAUCGCCGUCUUCUCUACCGUGCCGUUCAAUUGGCGCAUUUCUUCUGGAAGCACGAAUGGGGAGGCUAUGCCUUCCGAGAGGACGCAGAAUAUGAUCACGAAUUCUGGCGACUAUGCGAGAAGAAGAGGUGGGAUGAGGGACGGAUUAGUAGGGCUGUUGAUGAAUUUCUAAAGCUCAGCGGUGGCUCAGUCGAAUCUCUCACGGCCGCCGGGCACACGAUGCCCGAGGAGACGGCACCCGAAGAGGAAGCCGAAGCGAUACCGGAACAGGAACCAGAGACAACGUUCACAGAACAAGAGGACGCCGAAACAGUACACCCGGAAGAUCCCGAAGCCCCUGGGGUGCAGAGUGCCAUCGCCGUGUUUUUCGUUGGCCAUAGCUGUCCCGGUUACACCUAUGCCGGCCGAUCCCCCAGGACCGAGUUCCGGAAUCUAAUCGGGGCCAGAAGGCGAGCCUGGCGAGCCCAUGAUCCUGACGGAACGUUUAAUCAAGAUUUUCAAGAAACGGAGGAGUUCAGAACGCUUGAUAGGGAUUAUCACGAAGCGGUAGAAGAGCGCUUCGACGGGCUGUUGGGCAUGAGGGGUAUAGUUGCAGGGGGGUACGCGAUGAGGCCGUGGGAGUCCAUCCUGGAGUUGUUCCGGUUGGGAGAUAUUCCUAUUUCAAAGAAUAAAGCUUCAAAGCUCAUCAAACGAAUAUACGUAAACAUCUACGACUUUUUAGAGUUUCUUGAAGAGUCCAACGAUAGCUCUACGGCUGAAUGGCACAUCACCGGGGACGAGGAAUACGAGAGAGCGUGCCUGCUGCGCCAUCGCAGCCGCGGGGAACUCGCGCAGUACUCUCGCAACAACGGCAAGGUGUAUCCGCUGAAAAUGGCGAAAGAGGAUGGGACGUUGGCGCUGUUUUUGCAGCCCCUAUGGGAGCGUGCGGUGCUUGGUUGGGCCUUGCAGUUUGGUGAAGGAUUAGAUUGUCAGAAGGGGGAGAGGGUUAGAGGCCAAAGAAUGCUAGGGACCCAGGAGCAGGAUAGCCAUCAUACCUACCAGGACUCCGAGUGA